AUGGAGGAGAAAACAGCGCAAACCGUGCAAGAGCUCACUGACAUCAUGCAGGAACUUGCGAAGCGUGUUGAAGAACAGGACGCUAGGCUGAAGAGUCAGCAGAGGGAGCAAAUGAUGGAGACUGCGGCCUUGAAGCGCCGAGUGGAGGACUUGCAGCAAAACAGUUUAAAGGAGGUGAAGACAGUACGUCAGGAGUACGACCUCGCUUUGGACAGCCUCGGCAGUCUCAUCGAAGAUGUUGCACGAAGAGUGACACGUGCCGUGCAACGCUUUGAGGAGCGAGGAAUUGCCGACUUGGAACGCACCCGCGAGCAUGUUGAGAAUGCGAUGGCGACACAGUCCGCAAUGCUCACCCAAAAGAUUGAUGCUGCCAUGAGCGCCGCAGUCGCGGCAGUGGACCGUUCCAGCCAGGCCAGCGACCACCCGGAUCACGAGUCUCGCGAAGGAGACGAGGAUCACGGCGGCGGCACUGGAAGUGCAUCUGCAAAGAAACCCCAUCAGCAGAUGGAGACCAUGCGUCGUGUGGAAACGAUCGCGCAGAUGUUGCGGACCGAGGCGCUGGCUCAGGCCCAGGCCUUCGAGGCAAAGCUCUCCUCCAUGGAAGCUGGGCACUCCGCAGAGGCAAAGAGGUGGCAGGGGAUGCUGUCUUCCUCCUUCACGCAGCUACAGGCUUUGCAGCGAUCAAUCUCACAGCUCGAGUGUGGGCUCACGCCAUCGGUGGCGGGUCCUGGCCCAAAGGUUGGCACAGGCGCCUCACCGACACCAUCACCACUUCAGCAGCCUGCAAAGAUCGACAGGGAGCUCAGCAAUGCGGAGAAACUGCGCGAGGAUCUUUCCAAAAAGCUGCGUGGCAUCGCCUCCUCGGUCAAUGGGGCGCUUGUGACACUGGAAUCCCAGGCAGAAACAACAGCCUCACGAGGUCAGUCCCCGAAGCGAUCCAAGAGUCCGGUGGUGCUUCCGCUCAAUCCGGCGGGUACCAUGGAGAAGCAGAUGAGGCAAAGGGCGGAGAUGGACCAGGCACGCUCGCCUCCAAAGGGCAUUCCAACAAUGACUGGGCCUCUGGAGUCGCGCGAGGAAUCGUCAAAGCGUCCUGCGAUCCAAAGCGGAGGGGCGAGCAUGCAGAUUCCAUUCGCGGGCACGUCGCCAGCUAUUACCUCAGCGCGAGAUGACAAGAAAGGCAACCCAGGUGGCCUUCUCGCAGCCUCGCCGCAACCAACCGCAUCACGAUGCUUAGGGGCCUCACGAAGGGCCUCUCUGGGAGAACCUGACCACCGUAGUUCUCAGCCGGAUCUUUCGCGGAAUCGUUCUGCCGUACCGACGCCGAUGGCAGCACAUUCACAGCAUGUGUGGCAAGGGCACGGGCAAACACACCCUCAAGCGCACUCGCCAGCGCACGCACCGGCGCAAAUGCACGCGCCGGCGCAAAUGCAUGCGCCGGCGCAGGUGCAUGCGCAGGCGCACAUGCACGCUCAGCUCAAUCAGCAAGUGCCUCCUCAAGCGCGUCAGCAGCAACAGGUGCGCAGCAUGCCCGGGAUGCGCUCUGGGUAUGCUUCCCCAUCCAUUCAGGGACGAACCCCACUGCCGGGUCACCGCAUUCAGAUCUGA
Symbiodinium natans is the source of this 1605-nucleotide messenger RNA. The record is from the annotation of a GenBank genome assembly. Lineage: Eukaryota; Dinophyceae; Suessiales; Symbiodiniaceae.